AGUCAACCCGCAUAGAAUCAUUCAUCCCUUGAUUUUUCAGAGUCUCCAGCAUUUUCGACCAGUUUGUGCUUGUGAAUUUUGUCUCACUUCGGUUAAGUUGAGACGAUGAGCUGGAAUUGCCCUAUUCACGGUGGCGGAGGUGGCGGUGGCCAGGGCCAGAGGCCCAUGUGUCCAUUGCAUGGUGCUGGUGGGUACGGUGGCUAUCAGCAGCAAGGAAAUCCUUACGGGGGAUUCGGCGGACAGCAGAGUUACGGAAGUACUUACGGAAACGGUUAUGGAGGCAACAACUUUGGCGGCGGCGGAUAUGGAGGUGGAGGUUAUAGUGGCGGAGGCGCCGGCGGAUACGGUGGGGGUUUCAAUAGCGGAUACGGCGGUGGAGGUGGAUACAGCGGAGGAGGCGGCGGUUACAGCAGCGGCGGAGGAGGCGGUCGAGGUGGCUGA
Molecule: messenger RNA, 441 nt
Organism: Notodromas monacha
Lineage: Eukaryota; Metazoa; Arthropoda; Ostracoda; Podocopida; Cyprididae
Source: the annotation of a GenBank genome assembly